Cylindrotheca closterium is the source of this 855-nucleotide messenger RNA. The record is from the annotation of a GenBank genome assembly. NCBI's taxonomy places the organism in Eukaryota, Bacillariophyta, Bacillariophyceae, Bacillariales, Bacillariaceae.
AUGUCCGGACAACGACCAUUAGCGACACUCGAUGUCUCCCAAGUGGAGGGCACAUGGCAAGGAUCCUUGGUGAAUGCGAUUUUGUGGAUGGACGAUACCUUGGGUGCGGACCAAUGGACGACUCGGCAAAUUGCUGUGGUCUCGAUUCUAUCCAUUGGAGUCGUCCAAUUCACCAUUGGCGACUGGAAGAAGGUCAAGUGGUUUUCCUUUUGGCAUGCUGUGCUUUCGGGAUACGGGAGUCUGAUCUGCGUCUUGCUGAAUUACUUUGCGGCCUAUCGAAUGACGGGGUACACGGAACCCAUGGGGAGCGUUCUGUGCCAGGGACCUUUGACCAGUUUGCAUCGAAUUGUGCCUGCUAUUACCAUGGGAUUUGGAAUGUUUGAUAUCAUGGAAGGAUUUGCCAAUGGAAUUGAUUUCAUGUUACACGGUCUGGCAACAUCCUUCAUCAUGGGUUACUUUACGGAAUAUGAUAUUGGUGAAAUUGUGACCCCCAUGCUCUUGAUGGAAAUUUCGACGCCUUUCUUGACUCUAACACGAUUCGAACUCUUCAAUGACAAGGCAAUCACAAUCAAUAUGGGAUUAUUUGUCCUUUCCUUUUUCUUUUAUCGCUGUUUGGUGGUGCCCUAUAUCAUGUUUGAAGUGUUCACCACGUUAAUGAAACAUCGGAAUGACCCCGCCAGUCAGGAAUGUUUGCCAUGGCACUUGCCACAUGUCGUAUUUACCUUUUCCGUAUUCUUUUGCACUCUUAAUUUCUACUGGAUGUACAAGAUUGUUAAAAAGGUACAGCGCAAACUGAGCGGCGAAGAAAAGCUGAAAGACAAGAACGAUGUCAGCAAUCAUCGCAAGGAAGAGUAA